AUGGCUGGCAAUUAUCAAAAUGAACUUUCCUCAAAUUUAAUGCGCAUGAAAUUUAUGCAACGUAACAAUAAGAGAUCAGAUAUUGCUGAAGAUACCAAUAAUACUUUAAAUACUUCCCAAAAUUAUGGUGCUUUUCAAAUAAGUAAAAAUAUAGUGAUGAUUCCUAGUUACGUUCCAUGUAAGCCAUUAUUUGAACUCGGUAGAAUGUCCUUUAGAAAUUUUAAUCCAGAAAUAGAGAAACUUUACAAUGAGCAAUACACAAUCUAUGAACAAAGUUUAGCUAAAAAUUCUGAAAAUACAACAACAACAACAACAGAAACAGAUUUAAGUGCAGAAAAGGAUAUUUCAGAUGAAGAAUUGGCUAGAAGAUAUAAUACUUUAGUCGAUAGUAUUGGUAAGAAACUAAAAAAGAAGAGAUCUAGCAGCCAUAUGAAUCAGGCAUCCCCGAUGCAAUCUAGUACUUCUUUCCAGCCGUUUAAGAAAAAGAAAAAAUUCUUAAAGCCUAACGUAUAA
Messenger RNA from Trichoplax adhaerens, 513 nucleotides. RefSeq lists its product as uncharacterized. Gene Ontology annotation, biological process: maturation of 5.8S rRNA. The record is from RefSeq and is a predicted model, not a curated record. Lineage: Eukaryota; Metazoa; Placozoa; Uniplacotomia; Trichoplacea; Trichoplacidae. Bases 1 to 513 code for a protein of 170 amino acids. The transcript is spliced from 5 exons.